Messenger RNA from Papilio xuthus (Asian swallowtail), 2439 nucleotides. RefSeq names its product esterase FE4. The coding region runs from base 302 to 1873 and encodes 523 amino acids. The record is from RefSeq and is a predicted model, not a curated record. The transcript has 4 exons. Lineage: Eukaryota; Metazoa; Arthropoda; Insecta; Lepidoptera; Papilionidae.
GGUACAAAAUACUACGUUUUAUUGCCAAUCCAUUCGUGGAGGUCAAUAGAGUGUAUUAUGUCACUGACCUGUACAUUUUGACAGAUUGUGACUUUGACACAUGAAGGACGACAACUUUUAUGACUUUUGUACUCACUAAAAUAAGUUAAUAAAAGUUAAGAGUUAUUUGAAUACAUUUUCAUGUGCAGUGUGCUUCCAGCUUUUGUUAUUUUAUAUUCAUGCCAGCUAUCGUUUGUCAGUGACUAGUGAAGAAUUUAUAAUUUUCAAACCGAGAGUAACUCAGAUUUGAGUUUCAGAAAAUAUGAAUUGCCGUGUGACUGUGGAGCAAGGGACAUUGGAAGGCAAGGUUUGCACCACAUAUUACGGAAAGAGGUUCUACAGUUUUGAAGGAAUACCAUACGCUAAACCUCCUGUUGGCAAAUUGCGUUUUAGGUGCCCACAAGAACCGGAAAAAUGGAGUGGAGUGCGUGACGCCACUAAACCUGGCAACAAAUGCGCACAAAUCAAUCCUUAUUCCCCAAAAGCAUUGGUCGGUUCUGAAGAUUGUCUUUAUUUAAAUGUUUACACGCCAUGCUUACCGGCGGAGAAAGUAGCCAAACUUCCAGUUAUAUUCUUUGUUCACGGCGGGAGGUUUCUCGUCGGCUACGGAGAUUACUACCAGCCCGACUAUUUGCUGAAACAUGACGUCAUCCUCGUUACUAUUAAUUACAGAUUGAACAUAUUCGGUUUUCUUUGUUUACACACUCGAGAAGUUCCCGGCAACGCCGGCAUGAAAGAUACCGUGAUGGCUUUAAAAUGGGUGAAAAAUAAUAUAAAAUACUUCAACGGAGACGAGAACAAUAUAACGGCUUGCGGCGAGAGCGCAGGCUCGGGAGUCGUCACCUUCUAUUUGACUAGUAAAAUGACGAGGGGCUUGUGUCACAAGAUAAUAUCUCAGUCGGGCAACCUGCUGGCGGACCUGGUCAUGAUGGAUGAGGACCCGGUGCAGAAGGCCCGACAUAUAGCCGAGUUGCUGGGUCAAGAGCCGUCCGACAAGAAGAGUUUGUACGAAUUCCUAAUGAACGCCCCCGUCGAGGAUCUAAUGUUUGCCAUGAUCAGCGCUGAAGUGGAUCGCCCCUCGUAUGUCAUCAACGCGAAUUUGUUACCCGUCGUUGAGAAACAAUUUGAAGGGAUCGAGCCAUUUAUCGAGGAACGCGCGAUAGUUUCGAUCCGCGCGAAUCGUAUCAACCGAAUGCCGAUACUUACCACAUUGAAUUCGCACGAAGGUGCGCUCUUCUUGUCGAGGAACGACGCGGGCGACAUCGAGUUUCACAAAAAUCUGCAGUACUUCAUUCCGCGUUAUACUGGGAUAAAAUUCGACACAGAGAGAGCGGAGAAGUUUGCUAAAGGUCUAAAGGAGUUCUACUUUAGGGGCGAAGAAUUUGGUAAGGACGAGUACUUAGAUUUGGUGUCGGACGCAUACUUCGCCAGAGACACCGUUAUGUUUGUGGAACACAUGUCCAAAUAUAUAGACGAUGUAUACUUUUGUUACUUCUCGUACUUGGGCGAGAUGAACACGAGCGUGAUGAGGCAGCUGGGCCGGUCGGGCGCGACGCACGGAGACCUCGUACAGUACCUCUUCUAUAGGAGGAGCAAGGCUGACAAAUCCACUGAAAACGAUCAAAAGAUCGUCGAUUGCCUCACCGAAGCGUGGUGUAAUUUCGCUAAGAACGGCAAACCAACAUGGAAGAAGCAGCCGGUGCAGUGGUUGCCGUACGACGCCGAGAACAAGCACACGCUGCAUGUCGACGAGGAGAUCGAGCUGGUGUUCAACCCCAACUGGGAAAGAUAUUGUAUUUGGGACAAACUCAUGGGCGAAAGGUCGAAGCUGUAAUUGGAAGAAAACUGGAGAAGAAGCAAGCGAGCACGUCCCCUGACACCGGACUGCCUUCACAGUUCACAUGCAUAUUGUUAAGAAAACGCAGUGUUAGUGUUCGUGUUAGUGUAUGAAGAUGAAUGACAGAGAUGAAUUACAUCAAAGUGAAAACAUGAAAAUUAACAUUUUAUUCGCCUUAAUUUAUUGCAGCGUUUCGUUGAGCAAUGUUUUAUACAAAAUUGUUUUAGUAGUUUUUUAUUGAUUCUUAUUGUAAGUUUGCAAUCAUUUUUUGUAUGGAAGUUGACGAGCAAAAAUGAACAAAUAAAAAUGCAAAAUGUUUUCAAGUGAACCGGGACUAGAUCGAUGUUAUAACAUUAACUCUGUCUUGUAUUUGUCGUGACACAAAGCACGGUACAGGUUGUGGUUACCAGGCAUUAUUUAGCUUUUAUGAUUUGUUACAUCCCGAGGUUGUUGUUAGUUGUUUAGAUCGGUGAGGUUGGUGAUGGACUUACUACUUACUAUAGUAAUAUUAUAUUUUUAUUACUAUUUUUAUAUCUUAUAACACAAGUUGUUGCCGGCGACUC